AUUGUUCUAGGUAUUGUCAGCUGGCUCCUCUCACACUACGACGACACGCCGGUGUAUCCAGGAGGGCGUCUGAUCUGGACCGAAAUCAUCGCCAGCCUGGCACUCCUGUACACGGCCACCCUUGUCUUCACCUUCGACCUCUAUCCGAUGUGCUGCGCCAUCCUCAACAUAUUCUUCUCGUUCGCCUUCUUUUCCUGCUUCGGUGCCAUGGAGAAUUUCGACAUUGAGGAGAACUGGAUCGGCUGGCGGAGCGAGUAUGGAGAACCAUACCGUCCAUGCUGGAGAGCAGUCUCGGCCUUCACCUUCCUCAGCGGCGUCUGGUGGCUUGUGAGCGCGUUUCUGGCCUACAGGACUCCUGUCAACAGGGAGCCGCAUCACUUCGUGCACAGAAAGCCCAGCGCCGGGUCUAGCACGUUGGCAGCAAACGAGCAAGUCUAA
Molecule: messenger RNA, 438 nt
Organism: Capronia coronata CBS 617.96
Lineage: Eukaryota; Fungi; Ascomycota; Eurotiomycetes; Chaetothyriales; Herpotrichiellaceae
Exons: 1
Coding region: 148-438 (96 amino acids)
Source: RefSeq, a predicted model, not a curated record